Messenger RNA from Cynoglossus semilaevis (tongue sole), 397 nucleotides. RefSeq names its product coxsackievirus and adenovirus receptor homolog. Lineage: Eukaryota; Metazoa; Chordata; Actinopteri; Pleuronectiformes; Cynoglossidae. The transcript is spliced from 2 exons. The annotation marks the transcript as partial. The record is from RefSeq and is a predicted model, not a curated record.
CGACUGCGCUUCGUCGGCGACCCCAAACUGGGCGACGCCUCCGUCUCGCUGUCGGACGUGAGGCUGACCGACACGGCCACGUACCAGUGUAAAGUCAAGAAGUCCCCCGGCGUGGACUCCAGGAAGGUCACCCUGGUGGUGAUGGUUCCUCCAUCGGUACCAAAGUGUUGGGUCCAAGGUGGAGAGGAGAAGGGCAGCGACGUCGUCCUCCGCUGUGAGUCCGCCCAGGGAUCCAAACCUCUGACCUACACCUGGACCAGAGACACAGGCGGCGCCGUGCCGGCAACCGCAACCCAAGGUACGGGCGGGCGUCAGUGUCUGUGACUGUAGUGCCGCAGUACUGACAGUACUCACUGCUCUGACUGUUCUCCUGCAGAGCCACAGUCCGGGGAACUCU